GGAGGAGCUUAACCUGACAUAAACUCAACCGCAUUAAGGGGGGCGUUAUAUUGUGUGAUUUUGGAUUGUGGCAUUGGUUAAUAAUGCACUUCACCUUGGCGUCUAAAGCUCAGCAUUCCACAAACAAGAUCAUACCCUGGGCGCGCAGGCAGUGGAGUAAUCACACAUCACGAUCUGCAUCUUCAACGCUGCGGAACUUGUCUUUGGCUGAUGAUUUAUUGAAGGUGCGUGAACCACAGCAAAUUUCGAAAAUGGAACUGGUUUUCGCAAUUUUGACCGCCCUUUUUUCCACGGGAUUCGCCAGAAAUGUGACAUUUCACAGGGUUGCUGAACCUAUCGAAGACCACUACAUCGUUGUGAUGAAGCCGAAAGAAGACGUGGUCGCUGUCAAGAAGCUAAUCCAACUAGAUCGGUCUGGAAUCUUCAGAGACUCAUAUAUCAAGUACACCUACACAACGGCCAUUAAUGGCUUCUCCGCUAAACUAUCAGAGAGAGCUCUCGCAAAGCUCUUGGCUCGGGAUGAGAUCGACUACAUAUCGCAAGAUAGUAAGGUCACCGCUUCUGCUGUAGCUCAAUGGGGCUUAGACCGUAUCGGUCAGCGGAACCUUCCUCUUAGUGGCGAUUAUAGUUUCUUAGGAAACGGUUCUGGUGUCAAUGUGUACGUCGUGGAUACAGGCAUCCUCCCAGGUAGCAUUUUCUUUGGUGGUCGAGCAAAGGUAGCCUAUGACUCGGUCGGAGAUGGACAAGCUUAUGGCAUUGAUUGCAAUGGUCACGGCACCCACUGCGCCGGGACCAUAGGAGCGGAGAUAUUUGGAGUGGCCCCGGGUGUCAACCUCUUCGGAGUACGUGUCCUCGACUGCCAGGGAAGCGGUACAGCUGCUGGCGUCAUCGCAGGUUGUGAUUUUGUUGCGCGUUCAGCUAUGAAACCCGCCAUAGCUUCUAUGUCACUAGGAGGCUUUGCGCAGCCGGCGUUGGACGAUGCUGUGAGAGGAAUGUUUCAUGCUGGCGUUACCACAAUGGUUGCGGCUGGCAACUCCAACAACGACUCCUGUUUAUUCUCACCCAGCAGAGUCAGAGAGGCCAUAACGGUUGCUGCUACGGCUAUCAACGAUCGCCGGGCUUCUUUCUCCAAUUAUGGGAGUUGUGUUGACCUGUUUGCCCCGGGUGUGAAUAUCCCCAGUGCGGCAAUAAGCGGUGAAGAGUAUAUCGCAGCAUUCAGCGGAACGUCUAUGGCUUGUCCUCACGUUGCAGGUGCUGCGGCUAUUGCUCUUGGCAAAUCUGGAUCGAUGACCCCUGUUGAACUGAAAACCAAGAUGCUCGAGGACACAACUCCAGACGUGGUCGCCGACGUAUCUGGCUCUCCGAACCUCCUUCUUUACGUGCCAUAACACGUAAAGAAAAAAACCUUAACAGACUUGGGGACCAGAGGGCCGUUUCAUAAAGCUGUUCGUAACAGACUUGGGCACCAGAGGGCCGUUUCAUAAAGCUGUUCGUAAGUUAAGAGCGUCUUUAGGAACGACUGGUGAACCUUCCUUACCCGCUUAACCAUCGCCAAUGAAUAUACCAUUUACCUCAAGAAAGGAUCACCAGUCGUUCUUAAAGUGGCUCUUAACUUACGAACAGCUUUAUGAAACACCCACCAGGUUUCCGUUUCAUAAAGACUUGUUAUAAUAACAAAUGCACGUUUUAUACAACAAGUCUACUAAUAAUAGUCAAUCAAAGUGAAUUAUUUUAGGAGUUUUUAACUGUUAAUGCAGAUUUGUUUUUAUCACAAGUUUUAUGAAACAGGGCCCAGGGUCGCAUUGGAGUACGACGUUGGUCCUAAGCAUGACCGUGUCAAGGAUUUUCAUUUUCUUUAGGAGCAAGAAUUACCAGCUAAAUAUGUUUAAGAAGAAUAUCAAUAAAUAUAUAAUGGAAAUGCGAAUUGAUCGACCUUAUGAGAAUGGUGGGGUUUAUCUUAAAUUUACGAUUAAAAAUAAAGCAAUGAAAAUUGUUUUUUUUUUAAAACAAUUUUAUAGGUCCUGCGCACUUCUCUAAUGCGAUUGAUGCUUUUUCAAAGGUCUUGAGACCUUCCGUCUCUCCAGCAAACAGUGAAUAUUUUACUCAAUAAAUGAACAUGUACAUGAAGUGAUUGUUGAAUGAAAAGUGGAGAACAAAACGAAUGACAUUGGAUGUGGGUUUUUUAUUAAAUCAACGUCCAUUUGACAUGUUUGAGCUUUGGAUGUAUUCGUUCUUUGUAAAGGUAUUUUUUUGCUUACAGGAGAAAACGCCAAGAGGUUAUAACGAUAGUAUAAUAUUCGCAGUACUUUUUACGGUAGAUAGCAUAAUAAUAAUAAUAAUAUAGGGUAUUUAUAUUGCGCACAUAUCCACCUUGCAUACAUAAAUUCAGAGAUUCUUCGAAAAUUUAAUUUUCUUAAAUCAUGGAACAGUACAAUUUUAUGUUAUUCUCUCUCUUUUUUAUCUGUUUAUUCUGUCAUUGAAUUCUUCCUCUUUCUAUAAUGCCGAACGCUAACGAUUUUAGCCAUUUAUCUUUUUUUUCUUCCUCGGUGACGUGCGAUUUAUAUUGUAUGCUUAUAUUUAACAAAAAUCGUAUUCAUCGCCCAUAGCUUCACUAUUCCUGAAGAGAAGAGAAGUUUCAAAGUUCAUCCGAUGAUUGUAUGAAAAUAAUACGAGAAAGUAUUUUAUGAAAGAAAUGUUGGGGAUGUUUUAUAUGAAUGAGGAGCCAAAUGCAGAAUAUAGACAUGUGAUUAGAGCGCGGUUUUGGGUAUUAUAUGCAUGCAUGCGAGUAUAAAGAUAUAUGCUAUUUUAUUGGUAUUGGCUAUUAAUAUUUCAUGUACUGUGGGGUAAAAAAUAUUUUUGUACAAAUAGAGCAGGUAUUCACGUUAAUCUUGUAAUGUAGUUUAUUGAGUUUACAAUUGAUGUGUGCAUCGUCAUUGUAUUAAACAAUAUUCAGCUUUCUUCAAUGAAAACGAAUCAUGCAUUUGUUUAAAUUUGAAAUAGUCAUUCGCCUUAUUAUUCUAGUACUUUCUCUAAAUUCUGAGAGCAAUUCUAUUAACAAUACACAUUGCUAUUUCAAUUUUCCACAGACAUCUGGGUGAAAUGUGGUACAAUCAUUUUCCGCUCAACAUGUUACAAAACUGAAUAAAGAUUAUUUACGAAAUAAACACUCUAUGCACUACAAAUAACAAACUGAUAGAAGUGUUAUUCGAAGGAAAUAGGGCAAACCACUUUCUUCAUGUUCUAUGAAGCUAAGAUGUAUUAUUGUGUCGAAAGGGGAGGACUUUCACCUUUUUGGUAUUUAAUCUGUAUGUUUCAAUAACAGUAUUUUUUAUAAUCUCAGUGGGGGUACAGAUGUGGGCGCUUGGUCCCCAAAUUUCGAAUGUGC
Messenger RNA from Lytechinus pictus (painted urchin), 3385 nucleotides. RefSeq names its product extracellular serine proteinase-like. The record is from RefSeq and is a predicted model, not a curated record. Gene Ontology annotation, biological process: proteolysis. The coding region runs from base 84 to 1388 and encodes 434 amino acids. The transcript is spliced from 8 exons. Lineage: Eukaryota; Metazoa; Echinodermata; Echinoidea; Temnopleuroida; Toxopneustidae. Gene Ontology annotation, molecular function: serine-type endopeptidase activity.